This is a messenger RNA of Paramecium sonneborni, 720 nucleotides long. The record is from the annotation of a GenBank genome assembly. Lineage: Eukaryota; Ciliophora; Oligohymenophorea; Peniculida; Parameciidae.
AUGCAAGGAGAGACAUCAGAUUAAUAAUUUGAAUAGAUUUAUCAAAGCCUUUGUAAAGACGAUAGAUUUUGUUUUGACUUAAGAAUAUAAUUCGAAAGAAUUUUGAAAGUAGAACAAGAGAGGUGUGGAGCCUAUGAGAAUCUUGCAUGCUUUUUGAAUGGAUUAGCAAAGGAACCAUUUAAAGAAUAAUAAUCUUUAGUAGAGUUGCUUGAUGAACUAGCUAAAGACAUCUAAGAAGUUAAUUAAAAAUAUGCAGAUAAAUAUAAUAAAGAUGAAGACAAAGGGUUUAUUAAAUUGUUAAAACAAAAAAUAAUACCUAGUUUGAUAGAUGGACAAAAGUCUGUUGAAGUUUAAAAAAAGGCAUUAGCUGAAUAUAAAGAGAAGGCUACAAGAUUAAAAAAAUUAGAAUUAAAGAAAAACGAAUUAAUGAUGAAAAAUGAUGAUAAAUUACUGAAUAUAGAAAAAUAGUUACAAGAAGCUAAGAGAGAAAAACUUGAAAAAGGUUACACUUUUAAUUUUACAUUUUAAAAUUAUGUAGAGGAUAGGAAUGAUGAAUUAAAAGGUCUAUUCAAACACUUUUUUAAUAGGCUAUUGAUGAUAUCUUCAGCAGGACUUCAACAUUACUCAAUUGCAAUUAAUAAAAUUCACACAACAGAUGAAAAAAAAGAAGUUGAAUAAAAAUUAAGUGAACUGGGAAUUAUUAAAAAAAAAAAUAGAUGA